Molecule: messenger RNA, 2002 nt
Organism: Pectinophora gossypiella (pink bollworm)
Lineage: Eukaryota; Metazoa; Arthropoda; Insecta; Lepidoptera; Gelechiidae
Gene: Fbxl7
Product: F-box/LRR-repeat protein 7
Exons: 8
Coding region: 464-1741 (425 amino acids)
Biological process (GO): SCF-dependent proteasomal ubiquitin-dependent protein catabolic process
Cellular component (GO): SCF ubiquitin ligase complex
Molecular function (GO): protein binding
Source: RefSeq, a predicted model, not a curated record
UCACGCCCACAGCCGCACGCGCAUACCGACAGGCGCUCGCGCAGGAGAAACCGUGCAUUUUGCAUUCAGUUGUAAGGCAACUUUUAGGGUCAUCAAACGCUUUAACCUGACCCUUUUUACCAUCAAACGUCAAAUUAUUGUGUCAUAUUCCCUAUCAAAGUUAAGCCUCCGUUAUCUCUGGACAUUCUUAGACAUUCAAGUUGACUUUUAUUGACUUAAGCUUCGGAGUGGUGUUGUCAUUGUGCCCUGUUAUGUAUAUUAUCAUACUUUCUGACGUGUAAGUUUUGGUUAAGUCGCGAGUUUGGUUGGAGUUGUGAUUGGUGAAACUAUAAGUUGUUCCAGUUACGCGGUGUAAUCUGUAUAAAGUGGAUAUGGAAGGAUUUCUCUCGAGGUGAAAAUGUGGGAAAAUAUCUUCUACGUCAAGUCGGUGCGGAAAAAGGGGACCGCCGUAUAGGUCCUCACCAUGUCGAGCGGGAGUUGUUCAGGUCCGGGGAUGUGCGGGGGGGCGCGGCGGAGGCCCCCGCCGCCACCGGAGCCAGAACUAUCCCUCACCGCGGACCUCAGCGAGCUCAGCCUGGAUCAGGGCUACCAUACGCUGGCGGAUUGCGGUCCCCCCCGAAGGAGACGCGAGAACACACUCACUGAUGGCUUGUGGUUAAAUAUAUUGUCUUACCUUGAGGCGUCGGAUCUGUGCCGGAUGACGCGCGUCUGCCGGCGGUGGGCCCGGCUGGUGACGAACACACGUCUCCUAGCGCGGCCAGAGGCAUGGCGGCGUGUGCGCACGGCAGGGCCGCUCGAAAUCGCCGUCCGCUGUGCCAGCGCGCGCGCCGGACCCUACGUCACCGCAGUCCGGGAGUGGCGCUCGAAGAACCCCAUGGUAUCAGCGGCUGGCGCUCAGUUGCUGUCAGCCACUUUCCGCAACCUGACGCACCUGGCCAUCUUGGGGUCCACCACUAUGGACGCGCGUGCGCUUGCGCCGCUCAUUACCGAACUGGCUGAUCUUAGGCAUCUCGAUCUCACUGGUUGCCCAAACGUGGACUGGCCGGAGUGGGCGUGGUUGGAAGGGCGGCUGGCGUCGCGGCGGCCCCUGAUCGAGUACAUAGACCUGACUGACUGCAGCGGUGUCACCGACGUCGGCUUGUGCGCCCUGCUGCACACCUGCCCGUCACUACUGUACCUCUACCUACGACGCUGCGUUCUCGUCACAGACGCGGGUGUUCGAUGGAUUUCCUCAUACUGUGUUUUGAAGGAGCUCAGUGUGUCCGACUGUACCGGCGUCACGGAUUUCGGUCUGUACGAGCUUGCGAAGCUCGGUCCCGCACUGCGAUACCUUUCCGUGGCCAAGUGUACUCAGGUAUCGGACUCGGGCAUAAGAACGCUGGCUCGCCGCUGCUACAAGUUGCGCUACUUGAACGCGCGAGGGUGCGGUGCCGUGGGGGAUGACGGUGUGGAAGCCAUCGGCCGGGGGUGCUCGCGGCUGCGCGCCCUUGACCUCGGUGCCACCGAUGUCUCCGAAGCUGGUUUGCAGAUACUGGCGCGUUGCUGCCCCAACUUGAAGAAGCUAGCACUGCGAGGAUGCGAGUUGAUAGGCGACGACAGUUUGGAGGCCGUGGCCUAUUACUGCCGCGGACUCACCCAGCUCAACAUACAGGACACGCCCGUCACCCUGCGAGGGUACAGAGCAGUCAAAAAGUACUGCAAACGAUGUGUCAUUGAACACACCAAUCCCGGAUUCUGUUGAUAAUAUUCCGUUUCCUUUCUAAAUAUUAUAUAAUUGGAAAUUAUAAAGCUCAGUUGGGUACGCUACGAUACGGUUUCGCAACCUUUCGUAAAAGACGAAUUCUUGUGAAAUAUUUGACAAUGGCUAUGAGGAAGAGCGAUUGAAAUUCUUCUCCCCAGCGAGUAUUUCAGGAACCUUGUCCUUAAAAUGUGUAAUGUAAAAUGUGUAAAAGUAUAAGUACAUGUAAAAUAAGGACGGAGGAAGUAUACUUUUUUCAACUAA